UAACAUGGGAACGAUACCGAAAGGCUUUAAAUACAUCCAGACGGUCCCUUUUUUCUUGAAGAUAGCAGAAUUUGUUAUACUGUUGGUUGCGAUUGGCACACUGUGAAGAUUUUUGAACAAAAUAGACAUUACUUCAGAAAGAAGUCGAUUAGAUUUUGGAAUGUUUGCCGUUGUCGUGUCAUGGAUUGUUGUCGUUAUAAUGGCCGUUCUCUUUGUUAGUGGACUACAUGAAAAAAUUAUCAUCAUUAACUUGCCUUUGACGGUAUUUAUCAACUUGGUGAUAUGGGCUCUGAUGCUGUUCAUAGCUGGUUGUUUCAUAGCUGAUACUGUUCGCCAGUAUGAAGAUAAGAAUAUCUGUUAUUGGCUGAAAUUUGCCAAAUAUGACGCAAGAUUCGGGCAUCUCAUUGAUGCUACGGUUUGCUGUUUCAUUGCAAGCAUUCUUUUUGCAGUUGAUGCUUUCUUCAACUUCCGGAUACUUAGAGGUCAAAGUCACACAUCUUCGACUAAGGCCUCUGCACAUGCAACGACUUCCACAUAGGGUGAUCAAACGGUACUUUUCACCAGCGGUUUACUUGAAUGUUUUAACGGUUCUUUUUGACAGCGGAUUGAAUUUUUGCCAUAUUUUCUUUGACAAUUAAAGCUUCGUUUAUUAUCAUAGAUACACACUGAUUAUAUAUAAGGUGUCAUUUUCAACUUCAUUUGUUUUACUUUUAUGUAACAGUAGUUUUAGCAUGCUUUUUUUACUCAAAUAAAACGUGAACA
Molecule: messenger RNA, 762 nt
Organism: Xenia sp. Carnegie-2017
Lineage: Eukaryota; Metazoa; Cnidaria; Anthozoa; Malacalcyonacea; Xeniidae
Exons: 4
Coding region: 161-538 (125 amino acids)
Cellular component (GO): membrane
Source: RefSeq, a predicted model, not a curated record